Molecule: messenger RNA, 2190 nt
Organism: Peronospora farinosa
Lineage: Eukaryota; Oomycota; Peronosporomycetes; Peronosporales; Peronosporaceae
Source: the annotation of a GenBank genome assembly
AUGUCCUCACAUCCUCGUUCUUACGAACGAGAUCGUUCUUUGUCGUCUCCAUCAGCGCCUCCUGUCAAUUCUAGCUACCAUGUACCACCUCAAGUUCCACCUCUAGAUCAUCGUGUGUCCGUCCCGAAUCGGCAGAGCUUCUUCCAGCUUCCGCACAUGCAGCAACAGCAGCAGAAUAGAGGUCCAAAUCUCUAUCCGGACAUUGGACAACAUACUCCACCGCGUACAGCCCCACCUAGAGACAGUUUCACCCACCACGGCCAAAAUUACGCCUCACAACAGCAAAACGACGCGUCACAAUUUCAAAAUUACAUCUCCACGCCUCCAUCCAGUCAAAACUUUGCCUCAGUGCAGCAACCGCCCGCCCCUUUUGCACGUGAACCAACGCUACAUGGCGGCUAUGGGCCGGUACAGCCUGGCAGCUUUUCGUCGUCAUCAAGCUCUACGGUGUUGAUGCCGAACAGAAUGGCUCCUACCCCUUCGAGUGUCGUGGAGCUUCGUUGUCGCUGCAAGGGACUGAAAAACUCCGACUUUUUGAGUCGAUCAGAUCCUUUUAUUGUGUUGUACAUGCAAGAAGCUCAGAAAAAAGGAUGGCGGGAAGUUGGACGCACGGAGACAAUCAACAACACGCUAGACCCGACUUUUGCCAAGUCUUUCCAAGUAGAUUUCUUUUUUGAAGAGAUCCAGAGGUUGAGAUUCGAGGUGUUUGACCGGGACAGUGCGUCCGAGCGACUAUCGGACCAUGAUUUUCUCGGGUGUGUGGAAAUCACGAUGGGUCAAUUGAUGUCCUCUAAAGGUCAGUCGGCAGUUCUUAAGCUGUUGCAAAAUGACAACGGAAAAGGACAUGUGUACAAUUUGUCUGGCCACGUCGUCAUAGACGCUGAAGAAGUCUCAACAUGUGCUGAUAUGGUCAAUGUUAGAUUUACUGCAACUAAGUUGGACAAUAAGGACGGAUGGCUUGGUGCUUCCGAUCCAUUCCUCAAUAUUUAUCGGCUGCGCGAUGAGAAUGCCGAUCCACUCGCGCCCACGUCGUGGGUUUUGGUGUGGCGUAGUGAAGUCAUUAUGAACAAUUGCAACCCGAAAUGGCGUCGUGCGACGCUAAGCAUUCAGACUCUUUGCAAUGGAAAUCUGUCACGGUUGCUGAAGAUUGAGUGCAUGGACUGGGAGAAGAACGGAAAGCACCAAUUCAUCGGUAGUUGCACAGUAAAGGCUGCAGAAUUUGUAACAGGAGACGUUCGCAGUCUGGAACUUAUUAACCGCGACAUACAAGCAAGAAAGGGCAAAAGGUAUAAAAAUUCAGGUGUCCUGGUUCUUGAACAGAUCGAAUACUUUAAGCGGCGUACAUUUGCAGAGUAUCUGCGCGGUGGUUGUGAGAUCAGCUUGAUCGUUGGUAUCGAUUACACGGCUUCGAAUGGUAGCCCUUCGGACCCCGCAAGUCUGCAUUACACCGGAGCAAGUUACCACGGUCAAGCGAACGAUUACCAGGCUGCAAUAUCUGCGACCGGAGCGAUUUUGGAGUCUUACGAUUCUGAUAAGCGCUUCCCAGUAUAUGGCUUUGGUGGAUUGGUCAAUGGGGCCGUAAACCACUGCUUCCCGUUGACAUUUGAUUCCUCACAGCCCGAAGUCGAAGGCGUUGAAGGAAUUUUGAGUGCAUACUUGAAUUCGUUUCAGUUCGUACAACUUCAUGGCCCGACAAUGUUCGCGCCUUUAGUACGCCAAGCUGCAGCUAUUGCAAGAACGUUUUCAGCGCCUGCAGAGCAAGGUGCUGGUGGUAAUCUCAAGUACUUUGUGCUGCUCAUUAUCACAGAUGGAGCCAUUAUGGACAUGCAACAGACGAUUGACGAGCUAGUGCAGGCUUCGAUUCUUCCAUUGUCUAUCGUGAUUGUCGCAGUGGGCAACGCGGACUUUACCGCCAUGGAUGCUCUAGAUGCUGAUGGCAAGCUGUUGGUCGACUCUAGGAGACAAAAGGCUGCGCGAGAUAUUGUUCAAUUUGUCCCUUUCAAUCAGUUUCGUCGUAACCCCGCACGACUAGCCACGGAAACGUUAGCAGAAAUUCCAACACAGCUAUUGCAAUACUACAAUAUGAAGGGCAUUACACCACGGACGCCACUGGAACGUCAAGGAACCAGCUAUUUGGUAAGAAGCUCUAUAUCCAACGGUAUGACUAACGCGUUAGACGUUGAGGUGUAG